Mytilus trossulus (common blue mussel) is the source of this 1734-nucleotide messenger RNA. RefSeq names its product F-box/LRR-repeat protein 2-like. The record is from RefSeq and is a predicted model, not a curated record. Gene Ontology annotation, molecular function: protein binding. NCBI's taxonomy places the organism in Eukaryota, Metazoa, Mollusca, Bivalvia, Mytilida, Mytilidae. Bases 66 to 1664 code for a protein of 532 amino acids. The transcript is spliced from 2 exons.
GUAGUUUUUAAUAAGGGGAAGUAAUCGUAAUGUAAACAUAGUGUAAACAAAAUCGACGACAAGAAAUGGAGAUAAACGACCUUCCACCGGAACUACUUGUUACAAUAUUUCAACAACUCAGCAAAGAAGAUCUUAUAUGGACGAUACACAAUGUGUGUACGUAUUGGCGACACUUAGCACAAGCCGGGAAUUUAUGGACAGAUCUAGAUAUUAACCGCCUCUUUAUCGAAAACCACGGAAAACAGGAUGCACUGUUUAAGUAUCUUCUCUCGAUUUUAAUUCACGCUCAGUACGUGAAGUCGUCUCCUGACCUUCUGCUUCCUUUACUGAUAAAAAGUAAAGACACUUUGAGAAAUAUUCGACGAAUUGAUCUGGUACCUGCAAUAGACUCUUUCUACCUUAGCUCAAAAGAACUUUUUAAAGGCCUAAGUGCGAAAUGCCCAAAUCUUAAAUCUCUGCACUUGAAAUUUUUAUCAGAGUCUCUUUCUGUUUUGAGUCAAGUUUUUGAUCUUAAUUUAGAAAAUGUGACCUUAAUUCACGAACAGAACCUAGGAAACACACGUGACAUAAUUAGUCGUGAGAUGGAAACCGUCGCCAAACUAUUAAAGGAAAAGGCAAAUGAAAUCAGGAAAACCAAAAGAAUUGAGCUCCAAUCGUUUUCGAGCGAUUUUUUAGCACCAGUCUUGGAAUUGAAUUUGUCAAAUCUGACCCGUCUGACGGCGUUUGGAAAUUUCAUAAAAGAUAGCACAAUACACACGAUUCUCCUUCCGGAAACAAACAUAACCGAACUGUAUUUAGAUUUUUCAAAUAUAACUGACCAAAGUUUAAAUGAUAUAGCUGAAAAUGCAAAACAUUUAAAAUAUUUGUCAUUAAAAUGUUGUAGCAGAAUUACUGAUAAAGGAAUUGCCAUAGUUACAAAAUCCUGCAAGAAGUUAGAAAGAUUUAACAUUCGAAACUCAACGGCAACCGGCAGCCAUUUUUCUUCCAAUUUAGCUCUAUGUGCUAUCUCUCCAAUGUGUAUAUCACUGAAAACUUUGUCGGCGCAAAAUUUGCCAACUUUCGAUAUUGCUACUUUAACGGCUUUGACGCAGUCAUGUCGAACAUUGACGUCAAUCAGUUUUAAUGAUUGUUGUGAUCUGUCAGACGUGUCUUUGGGAGUAAUUGGACAAAACUGUCCAGUCCUGCUUUCUGCAGAUUUCAGCCAGUGUCCGCAAAUUACAUUGGACGGCGUCAGAAUCCUGUUGACGUGCUGCCUUUCAAUAGAGAAUAUAAGCUGUAUGGUUUGCGAUGGAAUUACAAGCUUUUCCCAAACCUCCAUGAUGCCACCAAAAGAAACUGUCACGGAAAUUGUUAGCAACGAGGAUGCACAGAGUGACAAAGAACGUGUCACUGCAAGGGAACCAGAAGAGGAAGGGAAUCAGAAAUAUUCACAGAUUAGGAACUUUAAUCUGUCAUACUGUUAUAAUUUAAAAGCAGAAGCACUUAUUGUGAUUUCAGAAUUAUGCAAAAAUCUGCGAAUGCUUAUUUUACGUUUUUGUGAAAGUCCUGUAAAUGACGUCAGCGUUGACAUUUUACGUCGUGUUUUUACAAAUUGUUGCUACCUUGAAUACAUUUUAGUUGGUCCUGGAUUUAAUUCUACAAUACACAGAAAAGAUAUUGUUUAACAAAAGAAAGUAAGAAAUAAAAACUUCAUCUGCAGUUACCAUUAAAAUUUGUGAUAAUUAUAUCAAAUAA